Molecule: messenger RNA, 1890 nt
Organism: Callorhinchus milii (elephant shark)
Lineage: Eukaryota; Metazoa; Chordata; Chondrichthyes; Chimaeriformes; Callorhinchidae
Product: insulin-like growth factor II
Exons: 4
Coding region: 106-693 (195 amino acids)
Cellular component (GO): extracellular region
Molecular function (GO): growth factor activity; hormone activity
Source: RefSeq, a predicted model, not a curated record
AGCAUUAGCUCUCACUCCCUCCCUCUCUCUCCCCCACUCCCCCUCUCCCCCACUCCCCCUCUGGGCAGAGGCAGAGCCGUGAGCAGCAGCUGAGGAGGGACUGACAUGAAUCCCACACACAUCUGCGGGCGCUCCGGUGACUGUCCACUGAAGGUCCAUGCACUGAGGCAAGUCUGGUUGCUGUAUCCCCUCCUGUGUCUAGCAUUGCUGCCCUGGUGGGUGGUGGACGCCGAGAUGCUGUGUGGCUCCGAGCUGGUGGACACGCUGCAGUUUGUGUGUGGAGAUCGGGGAUUUUACUUCAGCCGAAGCACUUCCUACAUAAAGUACAAGUACAGCAUAAAGCGACCGAACAAGGGCAUCGUGGAGGAGUGCUGCUUUCGAAGCUGUGAUCUGCUGCUGUUAGAGUCAUACUGUGCGUCACCCCGGACAACUCGAUCUCUUCCACCCCCGGCAUUCCUGAGAAAGCCAGAACACAAGGAGGAACAUUUACAAACGUGGUACAACAAAAAACUCAACACCGUCCGCAGGAUUUCAAAAUUCCUAGGAUUUAGAAAACGGAUGGAGAGUGGCGGGCCAGGAAAACUGCAGGAAAUAUUCCAGGACUUGUCUCCCACACCCGGCCCGACCCCCUUAAUGGUACUGCUUCGUAAGUCACCAAAGAAAGUUCCGGCUCUUCAGGGAACGCCAUUGUGAUAUUAUUACUAAAGAAAGACACCAUUUUACAUUCAAGAUCAGAUUUGGACAGGUGAAUUUAUCAGCUCCUUUUCCCAUUAAUAUCACUGUGAAUUCAGCAUUCAUGUUGAAACCUGGGAGCGUGUUGACUUUCCCCAUCAGAGAUUUGAAGCUCCCCCCCACACUCUCACCUCUCUCUCUCCCACACCAAUAACUCUGCGCCACACUUUGUCUGGUGUUAGAUUGACCACCUCACCUUUCACCUGAAAUCAAUGCGGCCUGAGGUUUGUGAAGCCUAACUUUAUUGACCAGAAAGAGAGAAAGAUACAGGAAGGAGAGAUCAGGAAUUGUAAUGGUUCCAAAUUAUCUGCUGCCUAGUAGUUAUAAUCUGUAGCUCUUUCCUAUGGACUACUUAUUAUUUUAUUUAAAGAAGGAUGAAGGCGAGUCCAUAUGACCACUACAGACUGAGCCUUUGACAACAGUUACUUGUGGGCUUCAGGCACCAAAGAGACUUUAAUAUGACACAAGAAUCAGUAAAUAUUAGCAGAAAAGGAGGAACGACUGCAACAGCCAGCUUCAAGGAAUGCCGUAGCUUCCAGAGAGGAGAUAUUUGGUCAGAAAAGACUCUGGAGAAAAAACAAUCUGAACCAGGGGAUGUUUCGGGAGCUCUCCGGAUAACUCAACAGUUCAGGGAAUUAGAGUGAGGGUGUUGGAGAGUUGACUGUAAAAUGAAUUGAAAAAAGGGCCUUCUCUCCACCAACGUUCCUCACACCUGCAGUCCAAGUCUUCGAGAAAGUGGAAUUUGAGAACAUGCGGUUUUGUACAGUUACAAUGAAGUUGCACCUUAUUUAAGUUAGAAUAUUUGGUGGGUGUCAGUCGCUUGCGGGUGUCACCUGGUUCGGCGUGUCCUGCAGACUGCUUAUUGCCGAACUUCAUAAUUAACUAUUUAAUACAUCUCGAAUUAUUUGUACUUUAUAAUUUGGACAGUACAGUUUCCCAGCCAGCGCUAGACUCCAGUAUUACACUGCGUUACAGAAUUGCAUUAAUAUCUAUGUUACACAGCAUUAAGUCACUUACUCUUCCUUUCGCCAAUAAUCCAGAAGGAUGUUAAUCUUUGUAACCACCUCCAACACUGUUUGUCUUUCUGUUUCCAGUCAGCCACACAAGAUGAUUUUACAGUUAUUGACAGAUUAAAUGUACUGUAAUUUUCUACCUAUA